AGCUUAAAUGUCUUACUUUGAAAUCUUCUGUUCCUUCGAACUCGAGCCCGAGCUCGGGUCGUCAACCAAAUUGACGAGUCAAGCUCGAGCCGACUUCCAGGCUCGAUUCGAGCUCGAGCUUGAGCUCAGAUUUGCCAAACUGAGCCGAAGCUCGGCUCGGCUCGGUUCGAUUGUAACCCUACUCCAAACCCCACCCCACAAUUAGCUGCGGGCCACCCAAACCAUUUCAAUCUGAGGAGGAAGCCAUUCUUGGAAGAAUCGAUCCCUCGCACCACCCAGAACGCCUUGGCUUGUAUGUAAUUGGAAGGAAGUUUCUGAAUUGUGGGAAGUCCUGAAAAAUCUGGGUGUUCUGGGACUGACUUGCGGGAGUAAAAAAGUGUAAAAGAGACUGAAGAAGGGUAUUUUUCCUUGGCAACAAUGGAUCAGAUCGAUCAGAUUUAUAGGAAACGGAUAGCAGCUCUUGGGCGAGCUAUAUAUGCAGCUAGAUGCAGCAGAGAUGAUGUCUUUCCAUGCCAAAUUGAAGAAGGUCUAUAUUUGGGUUCUGUUGGAGCUGCAAAUAACAAAAGUACACUGAAAAGCUUGAAUGUGACUCACAUUUUGACUGUCGCCAGUUCAUUGGCACCCACCCAUCCAAAUGACUUUGUGUACAAGAUAAUUAACAUCGCGGACAGAGAAGACGUAAAUAUAGCACAGUAUUUUGAUGACUGUUUCAAUUUCAUUGACGAAGCUAAAAGGAUGGGCGGUGCUGUGUUGGUUCAUUGCUUUGUUGGAAGAUCCAGAAGCGUGACAAUUGUCGUUGCUUAUCUAAUGAAGAGGCGUGGUAUGAGCUUGUCUGAAGCUCUGGAGCAUGUGAGAAGUAAACGACCACUAGCAUCUCCGAACUCUGGUUUCAUGUUACAUCUACGAAACUUUGAGGAAUCUCUCAAAGGAAUGCAGACAUAGGAAGGGCCGGCUGCCCAUCCAUGUUUAGCUCUGAGGCUAUAUGUUGCUGCACGAGGCGUGACCAUGACUACUAGACUUUGUUGAUCCAAAAAAGAUUGCUUUUUUUUUUGGGGGGGGGGGGGGGGGGGGUUUCAUUUCUCUGGGUGUUGUCAAUGUAAGAUUUCAUUGCUGGAAAACUAAAAAUGUUGGCUCGGUUUACAAAUGAGUUUUGAUGAUAUUAGGAUGAAUGUUUGGUGUUGUACAUGAAAAAAUAAAAUUAUUUAUAAGAAGGUUGAAGGGUGUCUUAAAAAAAUGA
Molecule: messenger RNA, 1237 nt
Organism: Diospyros lotus (date-plum)
Lineage: Eukaryota; Viridiplantae; Streptophyta; Magnoliopsida; Ericales; Ebenaceae
Product: dual specificity protein phosphatase 1
Exons: 6
Coding region: 418-942 (174 amino acids)
Biological process (GO): protein dephosphorylation; negative regulation of MAPK cascade
Cellular component (GO): cytoplasm
Molecular function (GO): protein tyrosine/threonine phosphatase activity; MAP kinase tyrosine/serine/threonine phosphatase activity
Source: RefSeq, a predicted model, not a curated record